This is a messenger RNA of Alternaria rosae, 3270 nucleotides long. RefSeq lists its product as uncharacterized. The coding region runs from base 267 to 3140 and encodes 957 amino acids. The record is from RefSeq and is a predicted model, not a curated record. NCBI's taxonomy places the organism in Eukaryota, Fungi, Ascomycota, Dothideomycetes, Pleosporales, Pleosporaceae. Gene Ontology annotation, molecular function: hydrolase activity. The transcript has 4 exons.
GUCUCGAUGACGUCGUACAGGCGGGUCGUGCAGGGGUUGAGAAGUGCACCGAAAAUCCGGGGGACCAUCUCCACUCCCUACCCCUAAGGCUCGUGAAGCUCUCCCUGCGCUUCUCACAGCUCGUACAUUUUCCUUUGUUAGAACGCGUCUUCGUUAAUUCCUGCCGUGGAAGAGGCUACGAUUACUGCACAGGUUUCUACGCGACAGAAGUUGGGCGCGUCCUACGCCACCUCGGAUAGCUGCGCACCCCUGAAGCCCGAGUCGCGAUGCCUGUCAACACCAUCUCUGUGGGCGCGGCUGUGACGCCCACGGUUAUUCAGACCUAUCUUUCGCAUUACCUCAAUCGCCGACCCCUUGCGCAAAAGCCCACGGCACACAUCUCGUAUCACGAAGGCCUCGAGCUCAUCCGCCGCUUUCUCCACUAUGCCUCGUUCCACACGGUCGACGAACUACAAGCCUUCACGUCGCAAUGGGUUCCAGUGCCGCGCUGGGUGCACGUGAAUGUAGUCGAGGUUUCGGCCACUCUACUACAGCGCUCAGCGGAACUACUCAAUGCGCAAUUGGGACCAGAAGGCAUCAAAGCAGUCGGAGGAAAGAACUGGUGGCAGUGGAGACGCGAAGGCACAACCCUCAAGGCUGAGUGGAUCGAGAUGCGCAAGGACUACGAUGCGAGGAAACAGCUGGCAAUUACCAAAGGCGAUCGCAUAAUGCUCUAUGUCCACGGUGGCGCCUACUUCUUUGGCAGCGUCGAUGAGCAUCGCUAUCAGAUGCAGAGGCAUGCGCGCAAGCUCAAGGCUAGGGUUCUGGCGCCCAAAUACCGACUUGCGCCUCAGUUCCCCUUCCCGUGUGGUCUGCAUGACUGUUUGGCCGCCUACCUCUACCUUCUCGAACAAAAGCACGAUCCUACGACGAUUAUACUCGCUGGUGACUCGGCAGGUGGUGGCAUGGUACUCAGCAUGCUCGUGACAAUGCGCGAUCAAGGCAUACCAUUGCCCGCGGGAGCCAUCUUGAUCAGUCCAUGGGUAGAUUUGACACAUAGCUUUCCUAGUCUAGGAGGUGAUGGCAAGAUGGAUUACAUACCCUCGCAUGGCUUCAUCCACAAGCCGAGCAUGAGCUGGCCACCUCCCAACGCAGACGACAUGCUUAGCAUCGAAGCAUCCCUCAAAGGUUCCACCAAGAAGAAGAAUAGUUCAGACAAGAAAGAAGACCACGCGGCAAAGAAGGAGGCGGAAGCUGAGCGCGUACGAGGCUAUUCCGUCCAAUCUGGAGACCUACCACCUCUAGAAGAGGUCGCCGAUCCAUCAGCUACAGGACAAGGCAUGGGUACUUGGAUCUCGUCAAAUGGAAAAUACAGCAUUGGACCCAAGAGCCAGCUAUCGGUUCAGCUCGAAGAUGAACGCGUGGAGAUUAAGGACCAGAUCCAGAUGUACGCCCCGAAUCAUCUCUUGACACAUCCUCUGGUAUCGCCGGUGCUACAGCCGACGCUCGGAGGAUUACCUCCUCUACUCAUCCAAACGGGUGGUGGUGAGCUACUCAGAGACGAGCAGAUCUACCUCGCGCACAAAGCUGCGCAACCACUGGCUUACAUACCACCACCUUCCAACAACCAGACCGCCGAGUCCAUACAAGCUCAAGCCGCCAGUUAUAGGCCCACGAAUGUUCAGCUUCAGGUCUGGGAUGACCUAUGUCACGUCGCGCCUACUCUCAGCUUUACCCGCCCAGCAAAGCACAUGUACCGUAGUAUAGCCCAGUUCGGUGCCUGGGCACUUGCACGCGCCCAGAACAAGUCCAUCGACAUCCUUGAUGACGAUGACAUUUCCUUUAUGAGCAGUGAUUCAGGUACUUCGUCCGAGUCUGACAAGGCUGGUUCCGGUUCUUCCUCAGACGACCCGAAGUCCUCGAACAAAUACCCCAAGCCCACAAAGGCCGAGAAGAAAGCUGCUCAAGAUGCACGUGUUGGUCGAGCUGGUGACGCGAUUCCGCCAUUCGAGCGCCACAUGAUCCGCCAGCGCAUCGAUCGGCACGGGCGUAUAUAUGCACUCGCCCCGAAGGAAGAGCUUAUUGCACUGAACAUUCCUAGCGUCGAUGUGGGCGUGCCAAAGACUGGACCAGUCAGCAAAUGGAUGAAAGCCCAAUCUCAGUGGAACAGCAAGUUUGCUAAGCAAAAGAUCAAGAUCCAAAAGCAGCGUAUUAAGGAUAUGCAAAAAGGCUUCGAAGGCUUCGAGGGCGAGACACCCCCACCUACUGCCUUGGCUGGUAGGAGGAUCAAGGGCAUGAAGGCCGAAAAGGCGAAGAAGAGGAGUUGGGGUAUGUCGAUGUGGGCUGGAUGGGGAAGUAAGCAUGACUCAGCUACUAUUGUCCGAGAGGAGAAGGCAGACCAGAACCCCGAUACGGAGACUUCUACCUCCGCCCAAGAUCCGGCCAACACGACCACCGACGGUGCAACAGAAAGCAAGCCAACACGGAGUCGACCCAACAACCUCACCGCCCCAGGCGUGAAACGCUCGCGUUCCCACUCCCGCCACUCCGCCGUGACCGACCAAGGCCAAACCGGCCUCCCCAUGGAUGACCUCUCGAAGAUCGACCUCCCCACUCCCGGCCUCGCCGACGCAACGACCCUCGCCCCAGAACGCUCUGCCUCCCCACUCCCAUCCCCCACGAGCGUACUCAGUGAGCCUGGUGUACCACCCAACAUCAUCGUAUCAGACAAUCCCGAGAAUUCCAGCACCAUCAUCCCGGAAACUGAUACCCUGACUACGCGCCCAACGGCUGGCGGUAUCGCGUACCCGUUUAGUCUCAAGGUGGAUGGGCCGGACGGGAAGGAUGUUAACGCUAGUACGCUUACGCUUGCGAGUGUCAAUAUUACUACGCCGCCUGCUAUUGACGUCGAUUCGGAAGAGAAGCAACUUGGUAGUAUGGUGCCGGUUGGUGAGAGCGUGAAUGAGCAGGUGUUGAACGAGGAGAGACCGGGUGUUGAGCGGUACUUUACUGCUGGAACUGGUGCGGGUCUGUUCAGCAGUGGUGUGCCAGAGGAGAAGGUCGGACAUGUGGAGAAAGUGGAGAGGCCGCCUGUUGAGAGGUUUGAGACAGCGCAUGAUGAUUUGAGCACGAUUGCUGCUGCGAAUGGGGGGAAGGCGUGAUACUUGCGGCUGGGUAGAGAGCUGUGAAAAGAUUGAAGAGGAAAGAGAAGGAUGAGCAAAACAUUGUAGAUACCCAUUUCCUUGCCUUUUGUAAUCUUAAUAUAAACGUACACAUUAUCACAUCCUUUAC